CAGGUUGUCAGUGCUCAGGAAGAUGGCAGGGGUGUUUGAGGUGGAGGUUGACGGUGUUGAGCACGACCAUGGACACGGACAUCGCGACGACACCCCUCAGUCUGUUUUGUUUAGCAAAUGUCACUGAGUUAUCAUCACAAACAGUGACCCAUAUUUCUACAGAUUGACCUGUCUCAGCUCUCACCGGAGGAGAAGUGGAGGUUGGAACAUGCAAAAAUGCAUGCCAAACACAAAGGACACGAGGCCAUGCAUGCAGAGAUGGUGCUCAUCCUCAUCGUCACGCUCAUCAUCGCCCAACUCGUCCUGGUGCAGUGGAAACAGAGACACCCUAAAUCAUACAAUUUGGUGACCCUCUUCCAGAUGUGGGUGGUUCCUCUGUAUUUCACCACUAAGCUGCACUGGUGGCGGUUUCUGCUCACAUGGUUCGUCUUCUCUGUUGUCACAGCCUUCAUUACUUUUCGUGCUACCCGGAAACCACUGGACUGCACCACGCCGAGGCUUGUAUAUAAAUGGUUCCUCCUGUUGUAUAAGAUCAGCUAUACCACAGGCAUUGUGGGCUAUACCGUAGUCAUGUUCACUCUCUUUGGCAUCAAUCUCAUAUUUAGAAUAAAGCCAGAGGAUGCCAUGGACUUUGGUGUGUCUCUUCUCUUUUACGGCCUGUACUAUGGUGUAUUAGGUCGGGAUUUUGCAGAGAUGUGUGCAGAUUUUAUGGCAUCCACAGUUGGGUUUUACAGUGCGUCAGGAAUGCCCACGAAACACCUGUCAGAUAGCAUUUGUGCCGUGUGCGGCCAGCCAAUCCUGGUGGACGUGAGCGAGGAGGGAAUCAUCGAGAACACCUACAGACUCUCCUGCAAUCAUGUAUUCCAUGAGUUUUGUAUACGAGGCUGGUGCAUUGUGGGCAAGAAGCAGACGUGUCCAUACUGCAAAGAGAAGGUUGACCUCAAGCGGAUGUUUAGUAAUCCAUGGGAGAGACCCCACGUCAUGUACGGACAGCUACUGGACUGGCUGCGCUACCUCGUGGCCUGGCAGCCUGUUAUCAUUGGACUGGUACAAGGCAUCAAUUACAUCCUGGGUUUGGAGUAACUUCAGCACCUAGUUUCGUGGGACUUUUGUGGGAUCUCACUCAAACUGAAUUUUUCAAGGACUGUGUGUCUAACGUGUUAAGUACUUUAUAUAGGCACACACCGUGCUAAUUUGUCUUCAAAUGAAAUUCUGCUAUCAGUCUGACGUCGGAUGUUUCGCCAAGUUUCUACCUUAAUGGACUACAUGAAGGUUGGACCUUACAUGAAGGUUCACCAUGUCUCCAGAAGGAUUUUUUGUAAAGAGAACUUUUGAAUCACUUAAUGUAUUUUUAAUCAAACGGUUGUCCAUAAAUUUCUCUUUCAUUAACAAACUUUAACAUACACUAUGGACAAAAGUAUUUGGACACUCCCUUUAAAGGAUUUGGUGAUCCUAGUAAUUUCAUAGGUAAAAAUUUUAAUACUACACGUAGUGAUUUAGAUAUUGGAUGUCCUCACUGAAUUGACUAGAAUAACCAAACCUGUUGUUAGAAGCAAGUGUCCACAUGCUUUUUGCCAUGUAAUGUAAUUGUUUCAUAACAUCCUUGCACCGAUGUGUCAGUAUACCUCUCAUUUGGCAAAAUUCAGACAUGCUAGUUCAGAGGAUAGGGAAAGAGUGUGUUUGGGUGCGAACGUGUGUGUGAUAGUGUACAAAUCGUUGUGUCUUGUUGCUAGUAAUGAGCAGAGUGAGGGACAGCUUCAGCCUCAGAUGAUGUUCGUGUAUAAUUCAGUUCCAAUUGUUCUUUACCAUGUUUUAACCAUGUUCACCUUUCAGUCUGUGUGGUGAGUCCCGAAUGGCAACACUGACUAAUGUACUGUAAAAGACUGGAAAUGUUGAAUGGAUAAAUAACAUGAUGUUGAAGUAUUUUACUCAGUCGAUUCUUUAUUAUAGGUGUUUGCCGAGGCAGGCAUCACUACUUCUGUUGCUCAUACAUAGGAUUAGGGGUUUGCUUAAAGCCUAUACACUUUAAGUAUUACUUAUCCCACACAGUUUGUGCUACGGACAUGAAUGGUACCUCAAAUCAUGCAGAUUGUUGAGGAAUGAUGUGCUAUUAUUAUUUUUCUAAACAAUCAGACUUAUCAUUUGUUGGACAAUAAAGCUAGCAAAAAAUGAAUCUAAAUGUCCUGACAACCACCCACAGCACCCUAGCAACAACAUUCUGAAGAACUGUAAACAACUCCGAAGUCAACAGUCAUGAAAAUAUCCAGAAAAAUCCAGAUCAGAGGAUUUACAAAGAAAACUCUACACAGACAUCAUGUGGGUGGUGACUUUUUUGAUGUUAUGGAGUUCCAGAGUUCAUUUGAGGGACAUGUUAUGAGAAUUGUGACUACAUUAUGGCCUGCUGUAUAAUUUGUAAAAGUUUCUGUCAGGUUUCAGUUUGUCUCAUAUGUGAGUCAGUGCUACAUCAGGCUGUUUCCCACUGUUAUUACAGAAAAGAGUUUAGUUGUAUUGUGUAAGCACAGGGAAGUCCCGUGCAUGCUACAAUUUUGACGGUUGUCCUGGUUACUUCCUCAAACCUAUAUAAAGAAACCCAAAAUAGGAAAUGACAACCCAUUCUUACAGAGGCUUUGAACUUAGGCACAAUCGCACCAGCAACUACAAGCAUGAAAUGGACAAAACUCCACACAGGUAAAUGACUGCUAAUACUUUGAUAGCUUGUCUGCUUUUCAGUGUGUUCACCAAGACACAUUUCAGUGUUAAAUAUUGGCAGUUGAGUGGCAUUUACGAUGAGGAAUAAUGCUGUAUUUAUUGUAAUUGCGUUUAUAGUGAUAUGUGGAGUCUCUAAAUGUGAUGUUUUCUUUGUUUAGGGUUUCUCUACUUACUACUUACAGUACUUACAGUCUUUUGUGGUCUACCAGACAUUGCUGAUGCAGGUGUGUUUAUUACUCAAUUUGACCAUAAACAACUGUCAUAUUGAGCUGGAACACAUCACAGUUUAGAGAUUCCACACAUCAUGCUCAGAGAAAGCUUGUUAACAUGGCAAUUCUUUUUUUUUCAAGGUCCUAAAAUUGUAAAAUUAAAUAAUGCUACAUCAGGGACAAAAUUAACAAUUUCCUGUGAAGUUGAUCCUGGAAUACUUCAAGAUGAAACUCUUGUGUACUGGUUGGUCAACAAUUCCUUUAUUGAGACGGCAUUUCCUAGCGGACGAGUGUGGAUGCACACGCAUGACAGCAUGGAGUAUAUUCAGAGUGAUCUGGUGUUUUCAUGUGUUCAUCCUCAAGACUUUCAGAGCAAUUUCACCUGUGUAGCUCUGAGUCCUGCUGGAGUGGAUACUAAAUCGAUUACACUGCAUGAAAUAAUUAGGAAUACAACACGCA
Xyrauchen texanus (razorback sucker) is the source of this 3377-nucleotide messenger RNA. RefSeq names its product ring finger protein 121 (gene rnf121). Gene Ontology annotation, molecular function: metal ion binding; ubiquitin protein ligase activity. Gene Ontology annotation, cellular component: endoplasmic reticulum membrane; Golgi membrane. The transcript has 11 exons. NCBI's taxonomy places the organism in Eukaryota, Metazoa, Chordata, Actinopteri, Cypriniformes, Catostomidae. The record is from RefSeq and is a predicted model, not a curated record. The coding region runs from base 217 to 1083 and encodes 288 amino acids.